CGAACGUGGAGGGUCGCAGCACCAUCGCCGACGCCGGCACGACCGACAGGAUGAACGCCGCCGUGAUCGUGAUCGACGACGGGAUCGCUCGUCUUCGCGUUCCAGUGGGAGCUCGCCGAGGGAUGCUUCUGCCCCACCUCCACGCCACCACCAUCAAGGCGCUGCUGGCUCUACUGGUGGCCACCAUGGCCCUGGCGCUGCUCAUCCACUGGCUGGCAUUCCCCAUGACGAACGGGCACGACUCGCUGCAGCCGCUAAUCUCGCACCCUCCGCUCACCACGGUCGAGAGCAUCGAGGCCGCGGUCACGGCGGCCUUCCAGCUGCAGCUCGGGGGGAUGCGCACCGAGGUCAACACUAUCAUGGGCACGGCGCGCUCCAACAUGAGGGACACGGUGCUGGAGCUCAUGCGCCCCCAGGCGGCUCGGUUGGACGGCCAUGACCACGACAUCAGGCGGCUCCACGACAAGACCGACACCAUGGCCCAGGACCAGAAGGUGCUCCGCGACGACCUCGACGCCGUGCAGCGGAGCCUUGCCCAGGCCCAACCUGCUCAAGACACGGCCAUGGACCUGGCCAGGCUCGCCACCUACGACCGCCCCACCGACCCGAGCGUCUUCCGCAUCGGCUGCUCUCAGCCCACCGCCUUCAGCGAGAUCGAGGUGGCCAUCGCUGAUUGGGUCAAGGACGCGGGCCUGGAGUCCUGUCAAUGUGCUCUUCAUGGUGAUUCCCCUGGCACGCUCUUCCAUCUUCAUCUCCCAGGUGGCCCUGCUGGCGUCGCCCCAGCCGUUCGUCUCGUGCAACACCUUCAACGUCCAGGCGGCAGUCGGCGACGCUUCACGGCCAAGAGUGUCACGGGAGCACAGGAGGCCUUGUACGUCAACCCUGACAAGAGCCCGAAGCAGGUGCGGCGCGAAGUUCAGGGGAAACGUCUUCUCGGCAUCUUGCAGCGCACCUACCAGGACAAGGACUGGAAGCUCUUCAGGUCAGGGGGCACCAUCAGCAUCAACGCGACGCCCAUCGCGGAGAUCCCGCCUCAGGGAGUGGACGAGCCGACUCGAUUGGCAUGGUCCCCGCAGGUGGUGGCAGAGCACAACAUUAAUUUCCAGGGCGCCAGCACGCAGUUCAAGCAAGAGCUACAGAGCGUGCCCUGGGAGAUCAACGGUGGAGAUCGGCGUGGUCUACGCGCUGUUUCGUGGAACGCUCGCGGACUCUGCUGCUGGAGCCACAAGCUGCGACAUCAGAAGCUCAACAAGAUCAAGCACCUCCUCCAACAGCGACACCUGAUUCUGGUUCAAGAAGUACACGGCAACGAGGUGACGCUCACCACGUUGCUGGACCGGCUGCCCGUGCACUACCGCGCCUUCUACAGCGGCUUCCCCACCGAGCAUGCUGCGCCGCGCCCGCAGGUCCCUGCUGCUCCUGCGCUGGCUGACGGCGAGCCUGCCUCGGCUGAAGUUGAUCACCGCACUGGUGGAGUUGCGAUCAUCGCGCCGUGGCGUGCCCCUUCUCAUGCGCGACAGCUCCCUGCCCACCUUCAGCCACAGUUCUCGCGCACUGUUCUCGUCCCUGGACGGAUUCACAUGCUCGGGGUCACCAGCAGCGACGGCCACGCGAUCAGGGUCACCAACCACCACAACUACGGCAUCGACUUGACUGCUCGGGCG
Messenger RNA from Prorocentrum cordatum, 1664 nucleotides. Lineage: Eukaryota; Dinophyceae; Prorocentrales; Prorocentraceae. The record is from the annotation of a GenBank genome assembly.